GCCAAUGGGCGGAAGCGCCGCGUGAAACUGCUCCCGCCCCGCCCGGCGCGUCCGAGCCAAUCGAAAGGAGUGGUGUGUGUGCGAGGGCAAGUGGGGAGGGGGACCCAGUUCAGGACUGGGAGGCCCUUCUCGCAGGUCCCGGGGUCCCGGUGGCGGCCCGAGCGCUAGGUCCGCAGGCAGAGGGCGGGUGGUCAGCCCUCCCGCCCCCACCUCGCGCGUGCGCGCCCCGACGCCUCCCUCCCGGCCACCCUCUUCGGCUCCCGCGCGGCAGCAGCGGUUCCUCUCCCCCUUCCCCUAGCCCUGGCUCCGGGGGACCCCGCGAUGCCGGUCCGCACAGAGUGUCCCCCGCCGGCCGGUGCGUCGGCCGCCUCCGCGGCCUCACUCAUCCCGCCGCCGCCUAUCAACACCCAGCAGCCCGGCGUGGCCACCAGCCUGCUCUACAGCGGCUCCAAGUUCCGCGGCCACCAGAAGAGCAAGGGGAACUCGUACGACGUAGAGGUGGUGCUGCAGCAUGUGGACACAGGGAACUCUUACCUUUGUGGGUACCUGAAGAUUAAAGGCCUUACUGAGGAGUAUCCAACCCUUACAACCUUCUUUGAAGGAGAAAUAAUCAGCAAAAAACACCCUUUUUUAACUCGCAAGUGGGAUGCAGAUGAAGAUGUUGAUCGGAAACACUGGGGCAAGUUUCUGGCUUUUUAUCAAUAUGCAAAAUCAUUUAAUUCAGAUGACUUUGAUUAUGAAGAGCUGAAGAGUGGGGAUUACGUCUUCAUGAGGUGGAAGGAACAGUUCCUGGUUCCAGAUCACACAAUCAAAGACAUCAGUGGUGCUUCCUUUGCCGGCUUCUAUUACAUCUGUUUUCAGAAGUCAGCGGCUUCCAUAGAGGGCUACUACUAUCAUCGGAGUUCAGAAUGGUAUCAGUCCCUCAACUUAACCCAUGUUCCUGAACACAGUGCACCCAUCUAUGAAUUUCGGUGACAUCGGCUUAGAACAUCAACCAAAUAAAACUGAACUUGGCAGCAAAGAGCUUUGCCAAGAAAUUUGUGUACCUGCGAGAACCAGGAGAGUUGUAUUCCUGUUUCUUCACGAGCAGACUCGCAUCAGAAAGCAUGAAUGUUAACCCACAGAAUCCAACGAGAACAGCUGACCAGCGGGGCAGGUGGAGGACUAUCUUCCUUCCUCCUCCAACUCUGUGGCAGUCUGGUCAUCAUCUGUUUUCAAGCUACCUUAAAUGCACUUUUCCUUCCUGCACAGCUCACUUCUGCAUCGCUGAAAUGCCCAUUCCUUCCUCGGCCCUGCUUCCAGCCGAGCAGAAGGUCAGCUCCUGGGUUACCCUCAGCCUUGGUGCUCAGUGGUCCCCACCCAGAACCUUACCCCUCCCCAAUUGUUUGUCCAGUAACCCAAGAAAAGGCAGAGCCCCAGCACCCUUGUGUCCUCAGAGCUCUGUGCAAGAAGUUGGCCAGCUGCAGCUGCAUCUGCCACCAGUGAAACAAGGCAGGACCCUAUGGGGCUUCACCAGUCUUCAUUCAGCGGGCUCUGUUGAACCCUAUACUGUUAACUACGCAGGGCUACUACGUGGCUGUCAGGUUCCUGGGCCUGCAGUGGGAUCACUAAAUUUCAGGCUUCCAGAUCCCUGGCAGGAACAGAUCUCAAACCUGCAUACUCAGUAAUCUUGCUCCAAACUUUUGAACUUGAGGGCAAUAUUAAACUUAAAAAUAAGAGUUUUUUUUAAUUACAAAAUUAUUUUUAUGGUCCCUUUAAUGAGGACCCUAUGGCAAAUGCACAAUUAUUCAGAAUUACAUUUUAUCGUUUUCACAUUGAAAACAGCAAAUGUUGACUUAGUAAUUUUUAUAUGUAUAUGUAUAUGUAUAUUUAAUCAACCAGCAGUUUUGAAAUAAGUCAUCCUGGUACAAAAGUUUUGCAGCAUCACAUAAAUUAUAGUGCUAAACACAAGAACUGUUUUUGGGGCCAGUUUAGAAUUUGUAUCUGCUCCUUUUGCUACUCAAAACAACAAUGCUUUGUUGAUGACCUUUUCCACAAGGUGGAAAGGGUCUUCAUUCUCCAGAAACAGUGACUGAAAUGCCAGGAUGAGAUGAGGGAUGGGAAAUAUGAACACAGUCAAAUAACUUGAGGCUCAUGUGCCAAAGUGUGUGUGUGCACAUGCACAUGUGUGUGUGUGUGUAUGUGUGUGUGUGUGUUUCUUUGCUUUUGUUUUUCUAAAUGUUUAAGAGCUUAAUAGGUUGGCACCAGUUGUAACCAACAAAUAUGAGCAGGGCUUUAGGGAAUUGGCAUUUUUCUGGUGGUUUACAAGACUUAGUGUGAACAUAAGAAAAGCUUUAAAAAUAAGAUAGUGUGGGGGUGCGGGAACAGCUCAAUGGUAGAGCACUUGGCUAGCAUGCAUGAGACUUUGAGUUCCGUGAGCACCUCUGCCCUGACCCCCCCCCCAAAAGCAGAUAACACUGUAACAACAGGAGCAGAACAGCCUGCAUGUUACACAUCCAUGGGCCAUGUAAGAAAAUGCAAAGCCCUUUGGUGAAAUGAAUGGGGGAAUGAUUUUAUUCUCAAGAAGUGACUUUCCUUUUGGUGACAUGUACUGUAGUUACUGAGUCUGAAUGUUAGGGGAACCCUUAACAUAUUCACAAUGGGGGCCAUAAUUCAUAUGUCUCAAUGCUGGGUGGCUUGACUCACCAGUGGUACAUGCAUGACUGUCCUGUGCAUAACUACCACUUCUGCCACCAGUGGUUCAAGCUGGCAGGAACGUGUUAAAAGAACAGAAUUCAGGGAAGUAGCCAGUGGGUACUUGUGACGUCUAAAUUUUGUUGUCCAGAGACUAUACAGAGGUACAGCCUAACCAUUCAAUGAGGGCAGGCUUCAAAACCCUAAAAAAAAAUCACCCUGAAAAUAAUGGUGGAAAAAUAAUGCACAUCCAUUCCCAGAGAUGCAUUGAAAAUGUUUUCUCAUCCUUGAAACUCAAGCUGGGUGUAAUAACACGUGCUUAUAGUCCCAGCAUUUGGGAGCUCAGACAACUUAGUGAGACCUUGUCUUUUAAAAAAAACCACUAAAACUCAGCACGGCAGUAAAUGUCUGGCUCUGGUCAGACUGCUGGUUCACACUCAAGAUGUUGCCCUUGCUCCAUUAAGCUGAGGGAUAUCCCUGAAGAGUAAAGGAGGCCUACAGCGAGGCUGGCUCUCCUCAGGUGGUACUCGUUCCCCUUCCCUGCAUCUUUCCUUUCCAUACCGGGAGAUCGUGGCACUUGCUGGCCUCCUGGAAGGAUGUUGGCCCCCCACUCAGAGCAGCAGGUAGUCAUCCUUAGAGUUGUGGCACUGAGUGGUGCACCAGUGUGCAUGGAGUGCAGGUAUUGCUGGUAUCUGUUACAGAAGUUCUUCCUUUUCUCCUUAGCGAGGUAGUGAAGUGCACCAGAUGUACUAGAGAAAAUGGAGACAUGAUACCUUCACCAGAUCCUCCAGCCAUGUCUGUAACAGGUUAAUUGGCUUAAGUCGGCCCACUGAGCAAAGGGGUAGGACUAAGCAUUUUUCCACCUUUUCUUAGUAACUCCCCAAAUCAAUACCAAUUCUUUUCUCUCUGUCCCGGAAGGACCUUUGGGAAGUCACUUUCAUGUGUAUUUGUACUUUCCUGAACCUUCUUAGUGGUUUACAUGCCUCUGAUCCUAUGUGCAAUAUUUUUGGUUGACAUUUGUAUUCAUUGUUAGAUACACAGCUUGCAGAUUUCUUAGUCUUCCUCCACCCCAAACAAGCCUGCCAUCUGGUGGGAUCCUUAGGAAUUUGGUUCUUAACCAACUACUUAGAAGGCUUCCAUUCUGCUAGUCCCCAGCCUUGUCCCUCUUAUGCCUGGACUUCUCCCUUCUACCCACUUUUCCUUUUAAAGUUUGUGUAGGGUUUCAGCUGCAGUCCAGAAGUAACUAGACAAUGCCUAAUGUUAAGUAGAACAUCGAUCUGUACUGGUUCUGUUGAUGCUGAAAUCGCAAACUCUAGGCAAACAAAGGGGUCUCCAGUGUCUUUUCUUUCAGAAGCAGGGAGUUUAUAUUCUCUAAGGCCUUGAAUUAAUUUUUUUCCUCAUAAAAUAGUCUGAUAAGCUAAUUUUUAAGAAAGAAAUGCCAUUAAGUAUGUUGCGUUGUGGUUUAAAAUUACUAACAAGUUCUGGGAAAGAAAAAUAUUUGAUUUUAAAAAUGUUUUUUAAAAUUAGAUUUGAAUGGGUGCGAAAUAUGAGUAUUUUGUUUCUUUAAGAAGGACAUAGAAAGGGUUUGAGGGUUUGGGAUGGGAGAAGUAUUUUGCAGAGUUAUCAAUGUCCAAAUAAUUUUUAAAAAAUAAUAAAAGUAUUUAAGCA
Messenger RNA from Cavia porcellus (domestic guinea pig), 4341 nucleotides. RefSeq names its product GID complex subunit 4 homolog (gene Gid4). The record is from RefSeq and is a predicted model, not a curated record. Gene Ontology annotation, biological process: proteasome-mediated ubiquitin-dependent protein catabolic process; protein catabolic process in the vacuole; protein targeting to vacuole. Bases 322 to 975 code for a protein of 217 amino acids. Gene Ontology annotation, cellular component: GID complex. The transcript is spliced from 6 exons. NCBI's taxonomy places the organism in Eukaryota, Metazoa, Chordata, Mammalia, Rodentia, Caviidae.